GGAGCGCGCUGGGCGGCGGGAGCUGUGAUCCCGCCGGGCUCCGCCGCGCCGGCCAUGGAUCCCUCGCCCAAGGACGGCGAGAGCGCGGCGGCCGCGGAGCCCAGCCGGGGCGGCGCGGCCCCUUCCAGCGGGGUGGUGGUGCAGGUCCGGGAGAAGAAGGGCCCCCUGCGCGCCGCCAUCCCCUACAUGCCGUUCCCCGUGGCUGUCAUCUGCCUCUUCCUCAACACCUUCGUGCCGGGGCUGGGAACGUUUGUAUCCGCUUUCACCGUGCUGUGCGGAGCCCGGACUGACCUCCCUGACAGGCACAUGUGUUGUGUCUUCUGGCUGAACAUUGCUGCUGCUCUGAUUCAGAUCCUGACAGCGAUCGUGAUGGUUGGCUGGAUUAUGAGUAUAUUUUGGGGGAUGGACAUGGUCAUUCUUGCAAUCUCACAAGGCUACAAGGAACAGGGGAUCCCACAGCAGCUGUAGUGGCUGGCACAAGUAUGGUCAGAGAAACACGGCGAGAGAUUUCCUUUGGCAGCUGUGGGCCAUGGAACUUUUUAUUACCCUUUGUCUCUCUUCUUCUUCCUUUUGUUUUGUUUCCUUCUGUUUGAACCUGGUUCAUCUGCCCGUCCAGCGGAGCGGAGAUGCAGAGCAGCCGGUGGAGACUUGCACUGAUCCCACUGAGCAGCGGAGAUGAGGCAAGCACGGCAUGGGUUGGGACUGGUCCUGACCAGCACGUGGUGGGCAGCAGACGAGGAGGAGGACGGUGCCAGGAAAAGGAAACACCCUUGGUGAAGGAUGCACCUGGGCAGGCAGCCGAACCGAGGCAGUGGGAGAUGCUGCUUUCCCUCUCCUCCUAGGGGGAGGUCACUGAAGACGUUUUGCCUCCUUUCUAUGCUCACUGUUAAAGGAAACUGGCUGUGAACAUCAGCUGCCAAGGAGCUGUUCAUAGAUACCUGUACAGUGUGUAAAAGCCAACCAGUGGUACUUUUUCCCGCCCCAAGAUUCCAUCUUUGACUGCUUUGCAGUAGUGGAGGGUUCAGCACAGCCUCCUCUGCUGUCUGUAUAUACGAUACUCAAUGAAGUUAUGUCCUCACAGAUGUCUUGAGAAACGUGCUUGCUGUAAAUCGUAUUGUACUGCUGAAGUGAUCUGGGGGCGUCCCCUGCUUCCAUCUGCUGCCACCAUGCAAAGACCAGACCUCCCGCCAGCCCUGGGGAGACUUUAUCCAGCAAGGGACCGGUGCCCCGCAGCUCCUCUAGGGUGGCGGGUGCAGCCACGUGCUGCCAAAAGCUUCUAGUGUGAAACAGUACUGGGGGAGCCAAAACCCGAGGCUUUUCCUCCCUCUGAAAGAGACUUGCUGGCAGUGUCUCCGUGAUUUGGAAAUGGAUCCCCUUACGGCGUGACGUGUGCUCCUGGCUCAAGCAGUGUCCCAGCUCCGCUUCCCUGGGGGUCAAAUUAGUCACCCAGCACUUUUACACCUCUUUCCGAAGCACUGCAGAGGGAGGCCACCUCUUCUGGGACAACACCUCCACCAACACCAGGGCUGGAUAACUCAUCCUGAUUGCAGGAGCUGUGCCAUGAGGUGCCACACCAUUACUGCCAACCAGCCCUGCCUCCUUGCCAGCGCAGCCAGAGGUCACAGCCCCGAACACUUCAUCUGGUCCAAAGUGCAUGGCACCCAGCUAUCCCAAUGCCAUCACCUGCUUCAGAUGUUUUAGAUGCAAAUUUUACAGCUCAAGAGUGAUAGUGGGUAACAACGAAUAAAUGCAGUUGCUUCACUCCCAUCUGUCAGCAACACAGAAUUUUCUGCUGCUCUUUUCUGAUUGUGAAAACCAGGUUUCUCAAAAAACCAAAAAAAAAAAGGGCUUUAAUGAAAUAGUUCUAUGGUACUUGAACCCAGCCGGGCUGAACAGCUGAUUUACUAGUCACUGGAAAGCAAUUCCAGGUAGGACCAAACCAAAUGUGUGUUUGAAAUGUGUGGCCAGUCGAAAACCAGUUUCAUCACUCUGGGCCAGCCCAACCAUUGCAACACAGAGCACAUUAACAUUUUUUCCCAGUUUGUUGGUGUUGCCAAAUCCGUCUUUACCAUGGAAAAGGUGCUAUGGCAGAUGACCCCCACUCUCCUAGCCCUUUGCCUGACUAGCUCAGCAUCGCUCCCAGCCAUGGCACACAUGCCUGGAAAUUGCAGCUGGAAGGUCAGCUGGGAAUGGCUCUGGCAUGCAGCCAUGUGGUAGGGAGUGUUUAGAUGUGCUAGGUAACCCCAUCUGUGCCACAUCCUGUGCUUCCCAAGACACAAAGCUGCAUGGUCCUCCCUACGUCCGUUUACUGUCACACAUUUUAUUAAAGAUCUUUCAGUUCUACUGGAAAUUGCCCCUUGUCAUAGUCUUGCCUUGAGUAUUGUGCCAAGCUCUGUGGACAGGAGAGUCACAGUCCCAGUAUUCUUUAGGGGGACCGUUUUAUUCCACCCUUGCCUUGCCUCCUGCUUGUUUUGGGAUGACCCCGCAGUUCACGUACAUGCACAUACUCCAGCCAGGGUGUAAUUUAUUGCUAUUCAACCCAAACUGCAUCCACUGCAACACACCACCAAGAGUUCAUUUAAAGCCCAGAUACAAGGAGACCUGUAAGCUUGGCUAGAUCUGAUAUUCCUCCCAGUUAAAAGCAGUGGCUUCUCCCACAUGCUUGUGUGGUAACACGGCCCUGUACGUUCUAGCAGACUUCGCUUCACACUUGCACACACUUUGAGGCAGUGCUGCAAUUUAUUUCCCAAACUGGCACUCAGCAUUUCCAUCCCCCCAUGGGAGCAGCAUGCUGCGAAACCCCAGGUCACAGUGGCACCAGCUGAACCAGGCUUAAUUACAGUGAAUCCCACUAGAGCCCAUGCCCCCUACAAGCUAUUCUUCCUCCUCUUGUCAUCCCUAAGCCAAGCUAAAAUUCAAAUCCUCCUUCUCUUGCACCCACCCACUGACUAGAGGAAAGCGGAAACACCCAAUCCUCACUGCUGGAAUGGUGCAGUGGGAAGUGGAAGGCUUCACUUAAGCUCCAGGACUGGCAAGGCGAGAGUAGCUGAAUCCAUCUUCCAGCUCUAAGGAUGCUUUCAGCAGGCAGGUGAGAGGGAGUGGAACAUUUUGGCUUGGGAUAAAAACAGGGGCUCACCAUUACCAGCACUGCCUGGAGGUGAUGGCAGCUCUCUCCCAAAUACCCAACAGGCGAUCUCACCCAGACCCACAGCCCCGCCUCCACUCACCACACGCAGACGCAGGCGCUGCUCCAGAGGCUGGGAGGGGGAUAAGUUUUCCAUUGCUGGCUCAAGUCCGUGUUCUCCUUGGUUUUGGCCAUGCAUGGGUACUUCAGAUUUUUCCACCCUAGGAAGGAGGGAGCAAGGGCCUGCCCACCUGUGUCAUUUGCACCCUGCUGGUGAGCCCACCUUUUGUUUUCGCACUGAAGCCCAAACUAAGGGGUUGCCGAGGACCAUUUGUAUGCCUGUUUAUAUCACCAAGUAUUGGAUUGUGACUUCUCGUGUUUUGAUACUGUGGAUUUUUUUUUUUAAAAGUUAAAUAUAUUCUAUUGCUGGACAGCUGGAAC
Pipra filicauda (Wire-tailed manakin) is the source of this 3565-nucleotide messenger RNA. It is a transcript of the gene STUM, whose product is annotated as stum, mechanosensory transduction mediator homolog. Bases 55 to 468 code for a protein of 137 amino acids. NCBI's taxonomy places the organism in Eukaryota, Metazoa, Chordata, Aves, Passeriformes, Pipridae. The record is from RefSeq and is a predicted model, not a curated record. The transcript is spliced from 5 exons.